Eublepharis macularius is the source of this 933-nucleotide messenger RNA. Its product is annotated as olfactory receptor 2D3-like. Lineage: Eukaryota; Metazoa; Chordata; Lepidosauria; Squamata; Eublepharidae. The record is from RefSeq and is a predicted model, not a curated record. Bases 1 to 933 code for a protein of 310 amino acids. The transcript has a single exon. Gene Ontology annotation, biological process: G protein-coupled receptor signaling pathway. Gene Ontology annotation, cellular component: membrane. Gene Ontology annotation, molecular function: olfactory receptor activity; G protein-coupled receptor activity.
AUGGGAACCGAGAACUUCACCUCUACGAUAGAGUUCAUCAUGGUGGGACUCACCAACAACCGAAAGACACAGAUACUUCUCUUCUUCUUAAUCCUCUUCAUAUACUUGUUCACUCUUGUGGCAAAUCUGAUGAUCAUCAUCUUGGUGCGAAGAAACUCCCACCUCCACACCCCCAUGUACUUUUUCUUGACAAACCUCUCAGGCCUGGAGAUGUGUCACGUCACGACCACCAUGCCCCAGAUGAUGACUCACCUUCUGACUGGAAAUGGAUCCAUCUCCUUUGCCCGUUGCAUGGCUCAAAUGGCCGUUGUCUUAUCACUGGGCGGCACUGAAUGCUUUCUGCUGGGCGUCAUGGCCUAUGACCGCUACUUGGCCAUUUGCCGACCCCUAGUAUAUGCCAUUGCCAUGGGCAAGUGGCAACAACUCUGUCUUGCUUUAGCUUCCUGGCUAUCUGCUUUCUUCCUGGCGCUGGUAACAGUACUCUUCCUAAUCCGUUUCCCCUUCUGUGGCUCUAACUAUGUCAACCAUUUCUACUGUGAGAUACCUGUGGUGAUGAAACUUGUAUGUGGUGACAUUCGUGUCACAGAAGCUAUGCUUUUUUUUGAAUCGGCAGUGGGUCUAGUGACCCCCCUGAUUGUUAUUCUAAUUUCUUAUGGACUCAUUCUGUCAACUGUGAUACGAAUGCAGUCUACCUCAGGACGCCAAAAGGCUUUCUCCACAUGUGCCUCCCACAUGGUAGUUGUCACCAUUUUCUAUGGAACUCUCCUUUAUAUGUACCUGAAACCCCAGGCAGGCACAUCCCCUGAUCGGUAUAAGCAUACUGCUACCAUUUAUGCAAUCGUGACCCCUCUCCUGAACCCUAUCAUUUACACUUUGAGGAACAAGGACAUCCACAAGGCAGUGAACAAGAUGCUGCAGAGAAAAGGAUUCUGA